Toxotes jaculatrix (banded archerfish) is the source of this 602-nucleotide messenger RNA. RefSeq lists its product as uncharacterized. The coding region runs from base 77 to 538 and encodes 153 amino acids. The record is from RefSeq and is a predicted model, not a curated record. Lineage: Eukaryota; Metazoa; Chordata; Actinopteri; Toxotidae. The transcript has 4 exons.
GAGCGUCAGGACUCCAUAAAACCACCCGUGUGUGAGACUGAGCUGAGACAAAGACCUCGUCCAGAUUUAAUGCGUCAUGCUUCCCUUCAGGAUGCUGCUGUGCGUCGUGGCUCUGGCUCUGCUGGCUGUGACGGUGGAGUCGUCCUCGUCGUCUGGCAGUGGCUCUCGCAACUACAACUACGACCUGUCAGGCCCGGACCUGACCAGACUCUUUAACUCUCCAGUGCGUCAUGCUGAGCGGGUGGAGAGGCCCAUUAACGGCCCUUUGUCUGCGUUUGGAGUCAAACACUCGGGAGUUCGGGUGACGCUGGAUGAUGACUCUCAGUGGCUCAUCCAUAAAGGCGAUGGAUACGGAAAAUCCUCCCAGACCGUGGUGACGGACGCUCGACACAUGAGCUCGGCCUGGGAGCCUUCAGGCACUUCCAGAGAUUUCGAUGGGUCAAAGACAGUUUCUGAUUUCGUGGCUGCUGGAGGUUCUGACUACAGGCUCCUCCGGGAUAACUGCCACCACGCCUCUGGCCGUAUGAUGGGGCAGUAAACACUUUCCUCCUUGCACAGUGUGUUUCUUCUCUGCUGAACAGGAAAUAAAGGUGAAACGCAGA